Malus domestica (apple) is the source of this 656-nucleotide messenger RNA. Its product is annotated as probable calcium-binding protein CML46. NCBI's taxonomy places the organism in Eukaryota, Viridiplantae, Streptophyta, Magnoliopsida, Rosales, Rosaceae. Gene Ontology annotation, molecular function: calcium ion binding. The record is from RefSeq and is a predicted model, not a curated record.
ACAUACCAACAAACACAACUCAACUGGUCUGCCUUUAUUUUUCAGCAUUGAUUUCUUGGGUAUUAAAUUUCUUAGUUUUGUCUUUACACCACAUGUUUCAUCCCCUUGUAAUAUUUUUCUCCACACCUUCGAAGAGGGUUUGCACCAAUACCCUCAAAUCAACUUCUGAUAAAACAGAAGUAACGGAAGAAGUGAAGACGGUGAUGGACAGGCUAGGGUUAACAUGUUAUGAUGCACAAGGAGAUGAUAUUCAAGGCGGGGUUGGUGCGGAGGAGGAGCUUUCGAGACUGUUCGAUGAGGAGGAGCCUAGCUUGGAGGAGGUAAAGGAAGCGUUUGAUGUGUUUGAUGAAAAUAAAGACGGGUUUAUAGAUGCUGCAGAGUUACAAAGAGUUUUAUACAUUUUGGGUUUGGAGGACGGGUUUGGAUUGGACGAAUGCCGGAGGAUGAUCGAGGCCGUUGAUACGAACGGAGAUGGACUAAUUGAUUUUGAUGAGUUUGUGAAACAUAUUGAGGACAGCUUUUGUUGACAACCAAGCUGAAGUGUGCUUUUGCUUAUUGUUCUGGUUUGCAUAUUGUAAUGCCUAAUUCCUGUACAACUGAAGUGUGUGCUACUUCUGAUUACUUUUAUUUUAAUUGUUAUGAAGUUUCAUGGAUUA